UGCGAGGGCACGGUGAAACUGUCAACUACACGGGCACUGGCAGGUCCCUUCUUCAGCUUAACUUGUGAACAACAGUCAUCCAAAUCAAACACUAUCAUGGCUAUCGGUUACUAUACAUUGUUUUUCAAAUCGACGAUUGACUUUUAACAAGUGCAGAUUUCAUAGAGAUUGCAUUCUUGCUGCGUCGUUAAUGAAGAAUCGUGGAUUUACUUGGCGAAAGUUUAUAUGCCUGAAGUGCAUCGUAUUUUAUUAUCGAUAUUAAUAUUAAUGAUGUGCAUAAAUUCAAGUUCUAUACUGUAAUAACGAAAGUGACAUUUGUGUUCACACAAGUGCUAUAUAAUUUUAUAACCGUUUUUAUUACAUUUAUAAUGUUAUGUCAACGUUAACAUAAGAUUUGGAGACACGAAUAAAGUGAGGGAAUUUAUUGCAAUUAAAGAUAAAUCAAUAUGAGUGACCGUAUUUCUUAUCCUGAUUAUAAUCGAUGCUAGUAACAUUUAAAAACUAAUCACCGGAAAGAAGUGAUCAGUACAAGAACGUAGCGACUCUUCUUUAUUCGCCCUAGUGCAGUUCAUUUCCAAUUGUGCUAUUGAUACGGUGGAUUUUAGAGAUUUACAGUACAGACAUUUAAGUAAUAUAGAUAGCAGAGGAGGGGAUUACAUCCGUCCCGUAAACGUUCCGUAAAGGGAGACACAUGUACAAGUCUAAUGAUUGCAUUUAAUGGAUGUUUGUGCUUAUAGAUAAUUGCUCGUGGGCGCAAAAGGUACCGACAGUAUUAGAGUAUUCGCCAAAGCUAUUACAUAUUCGAGGACACAAUAACUUCUUAAAUCUGUGUACUAGAAACCAUACACUGGAGUCGGAGUUCUAUCUUUGGGAGAUUUGAACACCUGCUUGCCACGAACAUUAGUAUGAUUUGAAUGAAACCUGAAAAGACGAAGACAAAGUCACAAAAAAGAAAAUAUAUAGGCGGAAUGGCAUUGACAGCUAAGAAUGAAUGGCUCGUGUACAAGAGCCCGCUGUGGCACAAGGACGUUGUCCAGGAAACCGUGAAGCCGUUGCCUAGUUACAAACAAUGCAAGGCCUUGGAGACGGACUUCGUUAAUGACGCGAUUCGUACCAACGUGUAUUCGUACUCGAGAAAGAAGCCGAUCAUACCUGUAUAUUCAGCGACGAAAGACAAAUACGCUCAGGCAUAUUUCCAGUGCCCGUUGGUGAAGGCAAUCAUGUCAACAGACGAAAAGGAGAUGAAGACGCGUGAGAUGCUGAAGGAAGAGAAGAACAUCAACAAGCUUUCUCACCGCCACCGCGUGCAGCGCACCCCUGGCGUCAACGAGAUCCGGGCCAGAGAGGAAAAGUUCACCAACGACGCAAUUGUUACAGAAACGCGACGGACGCGGUUCAAGGACAUCAUACCCCAGUACGACGCCAGCGCGGACCGCCAUUGCAAGGCGUACUUCCAACGUCAGGACGUGCAGCGUCUCAUUAGCGUCACGCGCUCAAGAGAGGAAAAUAAAAUGUACAAACAUUGGCAGCGACGACAAACCAUUGCGCAAACGUACACAUUUCCCGCCUUUAACGAAAAUGACCGACCCCAGCAGGAAGUGUGACCCCAGGAGUGCCGACUGUGCGAUCCACCCCGAGACCGACCCCCGGAGCGACUCCAUUCUAACCCUUCUACACGAAUAUCAAACCAUUUCCAAUAUGGCAGAGGAACGACAGACGAAAUCAGCCGC
This is a messenger RNA of Dreissena polymorpha, 1730 nucleotides long. RefSeq lists its product as uncharacterized. The transcript is spliced from 6 exons. Bases 915 to 1604 code for a protein of 229 amino acids. The record is from RefSeq and is a predicted model, not a curated record. NCBI's taxonomy places the organism in Eukaryota, Metazoa, Mollusca, Bivalvia, Myida, Dreissenidae.